Messenger RNA from Fusarium poae, 282 nucleotides. It is a transcript of the gene COX23, whose product is annotated as Mitochondrial copper homeostasis protein. NCBI's taxonomy places the organism in Eukaryota, Fungi, Ascomycota, Sordariomycetes, Hypocreales, Nectriaceae. The transcript has 4 exons. The record is from RefSeq and is a predicted model, not a curated record. Bases 1 to 282 code for a protein of 93 amino acids.
AUGUCUUCCUCUACACCAAAAGAUGCCGUUGAUACGGCCGAGCCUACCAAGGCGAAAGAGACUGAGUCCAAGGUUUGGAGCGACGAUAAGCGCCGAAAAUUUGAGACUAAAUCCAAGAGCGAGUUCUAUGACCCUUGCCAAGAGGCUGCGCAAGCAAGUUACAGAUGUCUGUUUAGAAAUGGAGGUGACAAGAACAUGUGUGGAGAGUAUUUCCAGGCCUAUCGCGACUGCAAGCAAGAAUGGACUGAGAAGCGAAGAAAAGAGGGACGCGGUUGGUUCUGA